Molecule: messenger RNA, 2249 nt
Organism: Amblyraja radiata (thorny skate)
Lineage: Eukaryota; Metazoa; Chordata; Chondrichthyes; Rajiformes; Rajidae
Product: solute carrier family 2, facilitated glucose transporter member 11-like
Exons: 13
Coding region: 355-1827 (490 amino acids)
Biological process (GO): dehydroascorbic acid transport
Cellular component (GO): plasma membrane
Molecular function (GO): D-glucose transmembrane transporter activity
Source: RefSeq, a predicted model, not a curated record
GCUCCGUACAGACUUGUAGUCAGGAUCGAACCCGGGUUCUCCUGACCAGCCUGCCUUCCAUAACCCUGAACUUGUCACAAACCUGCUGCCCCUAAGCCAAACUUGCACUGUUUAAGUCCUAAGCUCAUAGAUUUAAAUUGACUCUUAGUUCAAUAACACUUUGACUUUCGCUUAAAAUCUAAGUUUUCAAGUUUCUAUAUGGCUGUUCUGUUGCCUCUAUCUGUAAAUAUUUAUGUCUAUAUCUCCCAGCUCUUUCAUCUUUGGAUAUUUGAACCUUCAUAAUUUCCGCAUUUAAUCGUGAGUGUGUGGCUGGAGUGUUAAUCCAGGAAACGACUCAGUCUCAGAUGAACUACGAUGCUGCAGAUCAGGGGUCUUUUGCUGACCAUCUUUGCUGCCUGUAUUGGUGGCACCUUCCAGUACGGCUUGAACCUGACAAUCAUCAACGCACCAACAAUUUUUAUUCAAAAGUUCCUCAAUGAAACUUGGAUUGAGCGUUAUGGCAGACCGCUGGAAAAUGGUGUCAUCACUCUGCUAUGGACCAUCAUCGUCACUGCCUUCUCUGUUGGAGGGUUGCUCGGUGCAGUUAUUGCUGGACCCAUGGCCAUAACCUUUGGAAGGAGGAAUUCAUUGCUGCUGAGCAAUGUCUUUGUACUCGUUGGUGCUUUGCUGAUGGGCCUGAGCAAAAUGGCCAAAUCCUUUGAAAUGAUUUUAAUUGGGAGAUUCUUUUCUGGCAUAAACUCAGGUGUGGGAAUGAACAUCAACCCCAUGUAUCUUGGUGAGAGUGCGCCAAAGAAGAUCCGAGGCACAGUGGCUUUGUCGUAUGCUCCAUUCACUGCAGCAGGCUUUGUUGUGGGACAGACUUUAGGUAUUGGUGAGGUACUUGGCAGGGAGGAAAUGUGGCCUGUCCUGCUGUCGUCCUGUGCAAUACCAGCCUUAAUCCAGCUCGCCACUCUUCCAUGGUGUCCAGAAAGCCCCAGGUACCUGCUGAUCGACAAGGAAGACAAGAACUUGUGCAUGAAGGCGUUGAGGCGACUGCAUGGAGACGUUAACCUGUCUGCAGAAAUGGAUGAAAUGUUGGAAGAACAAACGGCGCUCGAAGGCCAACACGCGAAGGGGCUGUGGGAACUGUUGCGAGACCGUUCUCUCCGAAGGCAGAUCAGCAUCAUCAUCGUGCUGGGCAGUGCCAUACAGUUAUGUGGCAAUGACGCUACAUAUUACUACGCUGUCUAUGUAUUUCGUGCUGCAGGAAUUCCCAGUGAAAAAAUCCAGUACGUCACUAUUGGAACAGGAUGCUGUGAGCUCAUAACUGCAAUAACAAGUAACCUGUUCAUCGAUCGGGUUGGACGUCGGCCGCUGCUUAUAGGAGGCUACGGUAUGAUGGCUGCCUGUGGAACAUUGUUCACCAUCUCACUGACUCUCCAAGACAAGACUAGUUGGAUGCCGUACGUGAGUGUGAUUUGCAUCUUUGCAUCCAUCUUAAGCUUUGGAAUUGGACCAGCUGGAGUGACUGGGAUCAUUCCAAUGGAGAUCUUUGACCAAACUGCAAGACCUGCAGCUUACAUGAUCAACGGCUGCCUUUUCUGGAUAAAUUUCAUUAUAGUUGGGUUAACUUUCCCAUUCCUCAUUGAAGGACUGGGCAGUUUCUGUUACGUGCUGUUCCUAUCUCUUUGUUGCCUCUUCGCUUUAUUCAUUGGACUCUUCCUUCCAGAGACAAUGGGAAAGACCUUUCUCGAGAUUUCCGAGGAGUUUCACAAGCAAAAUUUCAAAGUGCCGAGCAGAACAAGUGAAGAUAUAUCAAUGGAAAGAUCUCAGCCAGUUGCAACAUAAGUAAGGAUCACGGCCUCAAAAAUAAGGGUUGGACCAUUCAGGACUGAUGAGAUAAGGAAUUUCUUCACAUAGAGAGGGUUAAUCUUUGGAAUUCUCUAUCAAAGAAGUUCUGCGGGGAUUCAUUUGCUGUACAUGCUCAUGUCAGAUAUUGAUUAAUUUUUGACUAUUCAAAAAAUGUUGGCAGGACUUGAGGGCCUGAGCUGAAUGGAGGACUUUAUUCCUUGGAGUGUAGGAUGGCGAGGGAUGAUCUUAUAGAGGUGUAUAAGAUCAUGAGGGUAUAAGAUCAUACGUGAGGUGGUCGACGGGCAAAUUGGGCCAAAGGGCCUUCUCCGUGCUGUAUAACGCAAUGUUUAUUUUAGUUUAGUUUAGAGAUACAGCGUGGAAACAGGCCCUUCGGCCCACCGAGUCCAUGCCGACCAGCA